AUGGCCGUCACCUCCCUCCGUCCGUCCAGCUCCCGAUCGCGACGGUCCGGCGACAGCAGCAUCAUCAGCCUCCGCUACGAAAAGACGGUCCAGGCAGAGCCGCCCAUCCCGCUGCCGCCCAGGAGCGCCUCCCGCAACACCAUCCGCACGCUGUCGAUUCGAUCGUCGGCGUCCUCUCCUUGCCCUUCGCCGUCGCCCUCUCUGUACGCCCUCUCCCUGUACUCGCCCAACCUCGUCGUGGUCGUGCCGCCGCAGCUCUCCCUGCCAUCCAUCCCGCCACCCGCUGAGCAGCACCCAGCCCUGAGGGCGCCCACGCCUGUCCGGCAGGCAAAGCUCGUCCGUGAGACCUGGAAGAGAGAUUCUGGCCACGCCCCGACGCCCACCUCGGCAGCCACCAUUUACGAAGAGGACUGCGAGGAGGAGGACGAGGGCAGGCAAGGCAGCAAGCAGGGCGGCAAGUCAGACGGCAAGCGGCUGGCAGACGACAGCAGCUCCUCUGCCGGCAGCAACAAGCGCUGGGGCCCUAGCCCGAGCAAAGUCGACGUCGUCGCACGGCAUCGCGUCUCACAAGCUCACCCUCAGCCCGAAGCAGCUGUCGGCCAAGUGCCCGCUGGCCGGCAGAGCUCGCCAACAAGUGAGACAGCCGUCGGCCAGCCAGCCGCGUCGGGCGCAGCGUCAUUUCCUUCCCUCGCCAAACUCUAUCCUGCCGCCGUCGCACCGAGUCGCUCACAACCUCUUCCACUCUGCCAGCCCCCGCCGCCGCCGCCCUCGCAAUCUCCUUCAUCUCCUCCUCCUCGGCCGCAGUCGCAGUCGCCGCCCCCUCCGUUGUCGCCAGCCUCGCCCAAGAGACACAGCAUCUUCAAGCGCCUUAGCGUCUGCUCCUCUGCAUCGGCAAAGGGGAAAUUAGCAGCCCUGCAGGCCCUGGCCCUCGACGAGGGAUCGACUGCCGCGAACGCGCCAAUGCAGCCCCUGAUGCGGGGCUCGCAGCCAGCCUCCACUCAAAAGCAGCCACUGCGGUCGCCGAUUGCACAAACGUCGUCUCUCCUGCCGUCACAGGCCCCUUCAGCCUCUCGCGACGCAGUUUCUCCGGCCGACAUCGACGACGACCGCGCAGACGACCGAGACGACGGCGACGACCACGACGGCUUUGCGCCCCUGGGCAUCUGCAUCCCGAACCACAGCCUGCUCGAGGAUGAUUUUAUGGCCACGCUGUCCUUCUCGAACCGCGGCAGCAUCAUGUUCGGGGGGCGACGCGCCGCCGGAGCGCUGGGCCUCGACGGGACCAACGACGUCGGCAGAGGCAAUGUCUCUGCCCCUUCCACGCCCACCCGCAGCCAUGCACGAUCCAGCAGCACCAGCAUCGAUCGCAUCGAGUCCUUGGCCGCUAUCGCUGCCUCUGCUUCUGCCUCCGCCUCCGCCUCCAACCCCAGCCUCGUGCCCCGCGCUCAACCGCCGCCCGACAUCCGCCUUUUAGCAUCCGACGUCGACAAGGAGUCUCAAAAGGUGAGAUCGCUCUACGGGGUUGGCGAUGCCAUCAAUUGGGAGGAUGGCGCGAGGCGCUCGUACUGCGAACCCUUGGAGCCUACCCCAGAGGUCCCGGCAGAGGACGAUGGGAAUGACUCCAUCCUCCCACCGCCUGUCCCUACCUGGGGGACUCCGCGAUCUGUCCGGUCGACGAGCUCUUCGGUGCAUCUUGACUACAGACGGGAGACGGAGCUCGCGGGCGGCUUGGAGGACUGGGAAGAUGUGGACGGCGCCAAUGUGGACCGAUAUGGCUUCAUCACCGCGCCCCGAUCACGACUCGGCACCCCGACUGAGAUGAAGUCGGCCCAGUUCUCGCCCCGACGAAGACUACAGAAGAGAGAGACGGCCGGGCUAUCGCCUCUGGGGCCCAGCAGGAAGAUGUCGGCGAGGUCGCUCAACACGCAGGCCUCGGAGCUGUCCACGGCCUCGAAGCGCUCGUCGCGAUCCGUUAUUCGACAGGCCAGCAACCUGCUGCCCCAUAACCGCGACCGGCGAUGGCUGGAUGAAGCCGGCGACAUGCUCACGCUUCCGCCCAGCCUCCAAGAUGCCGCCGAGGAAGCGCAGAUUGAGAGGAUCUCGGAAGCGCUGAAGCGCAAGGAGUGGGAGAGAUCGGAGAAGUGGCGCAAGAUGGCCAAGGUCGUCCGCAAGGGCGGCCAGGGCGAGGGCAUGGAGUUUGAGUUUGACAGGAAGAACCCUAAGCUCAUUGAGCGGACGUGGAAAGGCAUUCCCGACCGCUGGCGCGCCGCCGCCUGGUGGUCCUUCAUGGCCGGCUCCGCCGCGGACCACGGGGGCUAUCCCACGGAGGAGCAGAUUGUCGCCUCGUUUCACCGGCUGCUGGAGCAGAGCUCGCCGGACGACGUGCAGAUCGAUCUCGACGUGCCGCGGACCAUCAGCCGACACAUUAUGUUUCGCAAACGGUAUCGGGGCGGCCAACGGCUGCUGUUUCGCGUCCUGCACUGCCUUUCCAUUUACUUCCCGGCGACGGGCUACGUCCAGGGCAUGGCGUCCUUGGCGGCCACGCUGCUCUGCUACUUUGACGAGGAGAAAUGCUUCGUCAUGCUGGUGCGCCUGUGGCAGCUACGGGGGCUCGAUCGCUUGUAUCGCCCAGGCUUUGAGGGCCUGAUGAAGGCACUGCAAGAGUUUAACGAGACUUGGCUGAAUAAGGACGUGGCCAAGAGGCUGAUCGAGCUCGGCGUAGAUAUAACAGCCUACGGCACUCGGUGGUACCUCACCCUCUUCAACCUCUCCAUCCCCUUCCCGGCCCAGCUGCGCGUCUGGGACGUCUUCCUCCUGCUGGGAGACAGCGCCGCGGAACCCAACAGGCCUCUCAGUGCCCCCGACGCCGAAGCAAGCCCGGCCACCGGACUCGACAUCCUGCACGCCACGAGCGCUGCCUUGAUCCAGGCCCUUCGCGAGGUGCUGCUGGACUCUGAUUUUGAAAACGCAAUGAAGGCCUUGACGUCAUGGAUUCCCAUCAAGGAUGAGGAUCUGUUGAUGAAGGUGACCAAAGCGGAGUGGAAGUCACACCAAGGCAAGAAGAAGACGUAG
Molecule: messenger RNA, 3072 nt
Organism: Trichoderma citrinoviride
Lineage: Eukaryota; Fungi; Ascomycota; Sordariomycetes; Hypocreales; Hypocreaceae
Product: RabGAP/TBC
Exons: 3
Coding region: 1-3072 (1023 amino acids)
Source: RefSeq, a predicted model, not a curated record